AUGUCUGUCCUCAGCGUCUCCCUCUCCUCUACCCACUCCUUCUCUAAACCCCCAGUUCCCUCCAUCACCCUUCUCCCCAACCUCGGUGUCCAGGGCGACGUCCACGCCGGCACCACCGUGCAACACCUCUCCCGAAAACACAUCCAGCCCCCUCCACUCAACCUCCGCCAAGUUCACCUCAUCCACGCGGAAGUCCUCUCCCAAGCUACUGCUUCCACGGACAUCCCGCUCAAGCCGGGGCAACUAGGAGAAAACAUCACCACCACGGGAAUAAACCUGUUGUCCCUCGGUAAGGGGACAAAGCUCCGUUUCGUGGGCGAAGAGAAACCGGAUGACCAUGAUGAUGCCCCUGUGGUGAUGGUGACUGGGCUGCGCAACCCAUGUCCGCAAAUUGAUAAGUUUCAGGCGGGCCUGAAGGAGAAGUUCGUGGUGCGCGAUGCGCAGCGGAAGAUUGUUCAGCGCAAAGCGGGGAUUAUGGGGGUCGUGGAAGUCGGUGGUGAGGUGAAACCGGGUAUGAGAAUUGUGGUGGAGAAGCCUGCGGUUCAUGAACCGUUGGAGUGUGUUUGA
Coccidioides posadasii C735 delta SOWgp is the source of this 567-nucleotide messenger RNA. RefSeq lists its product as uncharacterized. The record is from RefSeq and is a predicted model, not a curated record. Gene Ontology annotation, molecular function: pyridoxal phosphate binding; molybdenum ion binding; catalytic activity. Lineage: Eukaryota; Fungi; Ascomycota; Eurotiomycetes; Onygenales; Onygenaceae.